Jatropha curcas is the source of this 1820-nucleotide messenger RNA. NCBI's taxonomy places the organism in Eukaryota, Viridiplantae, Streptophyta, Magnoliopsida, Malpighiales, Euphorbiaceae. The record is from RefSeq and is a predicted model, not a curated record.
CCAGCCAAUCAAACAAUGCCACGUAAUCGAUUCGUCAAACCGAAGCUCUGCAUCUCCAAAUCUCUCGCGCAAUUUUAUCUUAUCAUAUACAGGAAGACCCAUAUCGAAGCAAUGAUGUUGGGGAUUUUAAGGAGAAGAGUUUCUGCUGGAGGCUCGUCUUCUUCUAUUUUGAAGCAGUCCUUGCAGAGUGUUCGACCUGCAGCAUCUAUGCCUAGAGUUUCCUCUCUUCCUGAAAAGGAGAUUUUACUCCAACCAAGAGGUCUCGGGCAUGUCCGGAACUUCAGCCACCUCGUUUCAUCUGAUUGUUCGGUUGGUUCAAGGCCCAUUAGGACUGUUGCCGGCAUUGACUUCAUCGCUCCCAAGCAACUUUGGAGCAGGCCAUUUUCUUCAGAUAGUGGGGAUUUGGUUGACGCUGUCGUCCCUUUUAUGGGUGAAUCAAUCACUGAUGGAACAUUGGCAAAAUUCUUGAAGAAUCCUGGUGAUCGGGUGGAAGUUGAUGAGCCAAUUGCUCAAAUUGAGACAGAUAAGGUUACAAUUGAUGUGGCUAGUCCAGAAGCCGGUGUGAUAAAAGAGUUUGUAGCCAAAGAAGGGGAGACUGUGGAACCAGGUACAAAGGUUGCUGUUAUUUCGAAGUCUGGUGAAGGUGUAGCUCAUGUCGCUCCCUCUGAGAAAAUAACGGAGAAAGCUGCUCCUAAGAAGGCAUCUGCUCCUCCAGAAGAGAAACCAAAGCCAAAAGUUGAAACUGCUUCUCAAACAGAGAAGCCUAAAACACCAGCACCACCACCUAAGCGCUCAGCAUCAGAACCACAGCUUCCCCCCAAGGAAAGAGAAAGACGAGUUCCUAUGACAAGGCUCAGGAAAAGAGUUGCAACCCGAUUGAAGGACUCUCAAAACACAUUUGCUAUGUUAACGACAUUCAAUGAAGUUGAUAUGACUAACUUGAUGAAGCUUCGGUCUGAAUAUAAGGAUGCUUUUGUUGAAAAGCAUGGAGUUAAGUUGGGUCUCAUGUCUGGAUUCAUAAAGGCUGCUGUAAGUGGGCUCCAGAACCAGCCUAUUAUUAAUGCAGUCAUUGAUGGGGAUGAUAUAAUAUAUAGAGAUUAUAUAGACAUCAGUAUCGCUGUUGGCACUCCAAAGGGACUUGUUGUCCCAGUUAUUCGCAAUGCCGAUAAGAUGAAUUUUGCUGAGAUAGAGAAGGAGAUCAACACCCUUGCUAAGAAGGCAAAUGAUGGAACCAUCUCAAUUGAUGAGAUGGCGGGAGGUUCAUUUACAAUAUCUAAUGGAGGAGUUUAUGGAAGUCUUUUGAGUACACCCAUCAUCAACCCUCCUCAGUCGGCUAUUUUGGGCAUGCACUCGAUAGUGAGCCGUCCAAUGGUGGUUGGAGGAAAUGUUGUACCCAGGCCAAUGAUGUAUAUUGCUCUCACAUAUGAUCAUAGGCUGAUUGAUGGAAGAGAGGCAGUUUUCUUCUUGCGCCGUAUCAAAGAUGUGGUGGAGGACCCACGCAGGCUGCUGCUUGACAUUUGAGAAUCAACCUUCAAUUUCUUGCAAUUUCUUCAGUACCUAGGAGACGGAUAUACUUUGUUGACAGGAAUAAUACACUUUGAUAUCAAAGUUUUGUAGUUUUUUAUUAUCUUCUCAAUGAUUCAACUUUUGUAAUGAGUUCUUCAACAGCGGCUUGCCUUGAUUUAAUUGAAAUCAAGAGAUGGUACAUGCGUUUUUUUUUUGACACUGCACGAAAUGAUAUGUUUUUAAGAAACUUGCUUUAUGGGCCACAGGCCAGUAAUGAAUCCAAAACUCUUAUGGAAUAUUAUCUUUUAUUCAUA